AACUCAUAAACAAGUUAGUCGUCUGAGAACACUAAUGUCGAGACAAGAAAUGGAUUCUGUUGUUCGAAAAGUGGCUUUCAUUACUGGGGGCGCCGGAGGCAUUGGUCUAGCUAUGGUUAAACACCUUCUUAAAAAUGGAGCAAAAGGUGUAGCAAUCGUAGAUUCUUCUGAAGACGCCGAAAGCAGAAUCGUCGACGAAAUCGCAACCGUUUUUGGCAAAGACAAAGUUGUAUUUAUUAAGGCAGAUGUCACAGUUAAGGAAGAACUAGAAGGAGCUUUUGACAAAACUAUAGAAAUUUAUCAACAACUGGAUAUCGUCAUCAACAACGCUGGAAUAGUGGAUGAAGUUAACUGGAAGAGAGUAGUGGCCGUAAAUCUGUGCGCCGUAAUGGAAGGAUCUUAUUUGGCCAUGCAAAACUACUUUCCAAAGUAUAAAUCUGGAGAGGAAGGUGUCAUUGUCAACACAGCUUCCAUCUGCGCCUUUCGAACAAUGUCAGUCGGUCCUAGUUACUGUACAACUAAGCACGGGUUAAUCGGGUUUGCAAAAGCUGUGGGUGACGAAGAAUUUUACAAAAAUUAUAAAGUUCGCGUUUUGACCAUUUGUCCAGGGUUGGUGGACACUCCGAUCAUCAAAAACCAGAAAGUGCUUUGGUCUCCAGAAUUACAUGAAAAGCAACUGGCAGAUAUAAAUUCUGUUUUGCAGUCACCAGACCGUGUGGGAGAAGCACUCAUUGAAAUUAUUAAGAAGGGUAAAAAUGGGUCUUUUUGGGUCGUUGAAGAGGAUGAACCUGCGUACGAGAUUGUAGUACCGUGUUACAGAACCAUGAAAGUUUGAUCAUUAAUCGAUUCAGUGGUUCUUAAAUGAGAAAUAAAAACUAGCAAAUA
Molecule: messenger RNA, 885 nt
Organism: Zophobas morio
Lineage: Eukaryota; Metazoa; Arthropoda; Insecta; Coleoptera; Tenebrionidae
Product: 15-hydroxyprostaglandin dehydrogenase [NAD(+)]-like
Exons: 5
Coding region: 35-835 (266 amino acids)
Cellular component (GO): cytoplasm
Molecular function (GO): oxidoreductase activity, acting on the CH-OH group of donors, NAD or NADP as acceptor
Source: RefSeq, a predicted model, not a curated record